Diospyros lotus (date-plum) is the source of this 1888-nucleotide messenger RNA. RefSeq lists its product as uncharacterized. NCBI's taxonomy places the organism in Eukaryota, Viridiplantae, Streptophyta, Magnoliopsida, Ericales, Ebenaceae. The record is from RefSeq and is a predicted model, not a curated record. The transcript has 4 exons. The coding region runs from base 668 to 1267 and encodes 199 amino acids.
AGAAGUUUGUUAAUGUUCUGAGUUUCUGCAUAUUAGGAAAUCGGUAUCUCUGUGGCGCACUAUUUUGCUCAGUUUGGAAUUGCUCUGACAGAAGAAUUCGUGUGCAAUUUUUUUUUUUUUUGAAGAAGUCAAAAAACAAAUUCAAGAAAAGGAGGAUUUUUUUUUUUUUUUUUGGUGGGGUUUGAUUUUGGAUGUGCAUGUCUUAAGAAUUUCCGAAGAAGAAAACAAAAAACAAAUUCAAGAAGUAGAGGGUUUGUUUUCAUUUGUUUUUAUGUUUCUGGAUGCAUAUGAACUGUUUGUAAGAAUUCCCGAAAGAAAAAGCAGCGCCUUUUCCGUGGACAACGGCUACUUAAAGCAAACCAAAGGCUCGCCCUUUCGGCUUUGCAAUCUCGCUUUUCUUGGGUUGCACAGCUAAUCCCCCCCCGGUUGCCCUCGCUCUCUCUCUCUCUCUCACACACACACACACACACAGCUUGCUGUUUCUGCAAAGCCAAGAAAAAGAUGGAAAGUUGGGACACAGCUAUGUUUUUCUCAUGCACUUUGUUACUGUUCCUAAAGCAAAACAAAGUGAAAAAGCUGUCUCUAUCUCCCAUAUAUCUAUGCAGAGGCAUAGAUUUUCGUGGGAUAGGGACCCAAUAAAGAAAGAAAAAGUCUGAAUUCAGUAGAUAUGGUGCUUGGAAUCUUUUCUCGCCUUUUCUUGUUCAGGCGAUCCCCACCAUUUCACCUCUUUCCCCCCCUCUCUCUCUAUUUGAUUGGGCUUUUCCUUUUCCCUUCUGGUAUAAUCUUGUCAUUUUUCUACAUGGAUUUUUCUUAUGGGUAUAAUUUUGAUAAGAAAGAGAGCCUUAUUCCAGUGAUAGAUGAGACCAGCAAGGCAAGAGAUAGGGUUAGGAUGGAUUUUUGUCAAAAUGGGGUUGAAUCCAACACUGAGUUCUGGCCAAUAGAGCAUCCAACUGAGCCUCCAGAUGAGGAUCAACCUGUGAAAUGCCCAGUGCCGGACUCCUCACUUGUAAAUGAGGAGCAGUUCUGCGAUAGCCCCCGGAAGAGGACAGAACUAUCAGCAGUAGUGAACAAAGAAGGAAUGAUGGUGGUAGCUGCCGCAGCUGCAGAGCCUCCUGCUCAAGCAGUGCGGAAGCGGCACCACGCAGCCACUCACAGGGAUCAUACAGUAGUAAAUCCACCGUUGAGAAGGCCACCAGUCCAUCCUCUUCCAACCCGUGAUUUUACAAUCUUCCAAUUGCUUCAGCCGUUCAAUAAGUCCGAGUCAUGACAAGGGCAUUGCUUUGGGAAGCCGCCGGGGUUUCUCGCAACCAAGUUAGCCUUUGAGAUUCAGAUGUAUACUGUCUUCAAACUUCUUGUAGCUUACUUGUAUUAAUUAUAUAGUUAUGUCUUAUGAUUGUUCAAUUGAAUUUCACCUUUUUCUUUUUCUCUCUUGUCCUUAUUGCCCUACUAAACUUGGUAAGUAGCUAGAGAAGUUCAGUGCCCCUUGGUUAUUAUUUCCGUAUUUGGGGGUUCUUUACUUUUAAAUUUAUAAAAAAAAAAAAAAUCUUUUCCAGUGCAUGGCCAAAGGGAGUCAAUACUUGUAUCCAGCUUUUGCCUAAUGCUUUUCUGUUUUUUGUUUUUUAAAAAAACCUUUCACAACUCAAAUUCAAGCAGCUUCACCGUUAUUCUCAAGAUUUGCCCUUUUCUUCUAAUGCUUUUAGGAUAAAAAAAAUUAUACAAUUUCUAAUCUUCAUAUUACAAUUAUCUUUUAAAACCAAUAAAAAAUUCUCCAUUAUUUUCAAAAAUUAAAAAUGUCACAAAUACAACUGUUCUGAAAAUUCUUGAAACUAGUUAACUAAUCACAUAAAUGUUAGCAAUCAAUAAUUCAAUAUAUAUAUAUACAUACAUA